AUGUACGCCCUUCAGGCCAACUAUGCGGGGCAUGUCAUGUCCCCGGAUGACCUGGACGUGGAGGCUCAGUCCAUGACCCUGCCUCCCAAAUCCUUGCAAGACUCCCAGCUGGAAGACGGCCAGAUCGCUCUCGCCCGCCUGCCUGGCUCGGAGAACAACAGUCUCCGCCAAAUCAAUGUGGCUGGCGGUCCCGAAUCCGUAGUGGAAUCCGACAUCCACACUCGGUCCUCGUCUCCCAGUGAUGAAUCUCAGAGCGGUGCAUCAUACAGCCUGCCCAGUGUGAGAUCUCGCAGCAAUGUGACUUCCCGUCCGGAGUCUUUGGGCUCUUUCAGGGGCCACAGCAGCCAGAAUUAUGAGGAUAAUGUGCCGCAACAGUUCGUUGUUCCUCAUGAGGCAGGCAUGUUUCUCAAGGCACAUUACCGGGACUCGGAUCUCUCUUCAAAUAUAGAUGAAGAGGCUGGUCCAGCCUUCCACCCCCGUACGACAAAGCAUCGGGAGUGGAUUACGCCGAAGCCUUGGAUGGAUCACAUCCCUACCAAGGUGACCAUCGAGGAUGAGAUCUCAGAGGAUGGAGUAACUCCAUCGUCGGAGGCUCAAGUGCAAGAGUCCCGUGCUAGGGGGUACAGCACCUCUCCGGCACACUAUGCGGACAAUUCCGAUGGUGGUCCCGCCUUCGAGGAAUGGAUGGACAUGGUCACCACAGUCACGCCAAAGGCAAGACCCGAAGACAAUCCCAAAAAUAGGAAGAGAGGGCGACGCACCAUUGUGGCACAGAAGCAUCUGAUGCAAGCUGCCAUCAUCGCCGUGAAUGGUCUCUGCAUCUUCAGUACGUGGUGGUGGUCAAGAUACUAUUACAUUCUCUUGCCCUUCAUUACCGCCACAGUGGCCCUGAACAUCUUCAUGAUUGUCUCCAUCGUCUUCAAUGUGAUAAGGCGGCGCAUCUCCCCAGAGAAAGAGAUCAUCCAAGAAAAGCCCGAAUCGCUGGUGAUGGUUAUUCCCUGUUACAACGAAACACAAGAAGAGAUGGUGAAGUCGUUGAACUCACUCAUCUCCCAAAAGAAUAUCGAUCAACACCCGCGCGCCAUCAUGAUCAUCUGUGACGGCAAAGUUCGCGGCCCCGGGAUGGACAAAACGACCGCAGAUUAUCUCUUUGAGGAUAUUCUUGUCCAGAAGGACUAUCGAAUCCGCGUCCCCGCGGCUUACUUGGCCUGGGACCAGCAGUUUAUGGACAUCGAGAUUCAGAAAGGGACAUAUCAAGGGAUUCCUUACUUCUGCAUCGUCAAGCAGCAGAAUCAAGGGAAACGCGACAGUCUCAUUGUGAUCCGUUCAUUCUUAUACAACUUCAACGUUCGUUUGGAGCGGCCAGAGACUAUCUUCACUUCUACUUUCUUCGCUCACAUGGCUUCUUUUAUCAACGAGGCAGGAAUUGAUCGGGUUGACCAUCUCAUCGGGAUGGAUGCUGACACGGUUUUUGACGAUGAUUGUAUCAAUGAGCUUCUCUUACAAUCCCGCUUUGAGCACGUCGUUGGUGUCUGUGGUUACGUCGCCGUGGAUUGGAAAGACGGCAACUUCAAUCCGUGGCGCCUUUACCAGUCUGCCGAAUAUACCAUUGCACAGGGUCUGCGCCGUCUUCACCAGUCGGUGGCAACACACAAGGUGUCAUGUCUACCCGGGUGCUGCCAGCUGCUCAAGAUCUGCGAGGAGACUUGUGGUCCGGAGGUUCUAAUCGAGAAAUUCGGUUACUGUCCAACCCUGACCGACGGCAUUCUCACUCAGAUCCGUGCCACCGCCAGCGAAGAUCGUAACCACGUCUGCCAUAUGCUCUCUGCAAGACCCAAAGUGCAGACCCGUCAGGCACUGAAAGCGAAAGCUUAUACAGAUGUUCCUGGGUCUUGGUCGGUGUUCUUGUCGCAGCGCCGACGAUGGACUCUGGGUGCCACGUCCAAUGAUCUGUUCCUUGCUACCGCCCCAGGUGUACAGUGGUUCGAGCGCAUUCUCGCCGUGGUCAACGUCUCCACUUGGUUCCUGAACCUGUUUAUUUUCGGUAGUGUGGCAAGUUUCAUUGUCGCAGCUAUGAGUGUCGCUCCUGCUAUCCUGAUGGCCUUUGUCUCGGUAAUGCUGGUCCCUGUAGUCUAUUACUUGUGCAUUCCUCUCUGGUUGUGCUCCAAAUGGCUGGACCGAAUUCAGUUCUGGCUUGGAUGCUUGAUGUACAUGUUCUGCGGCCCCUUCCUGAACAUAUCUGUCCUGGUGUAUGCCUGUAUAUACAUGGACUCUUUCGGCUGGGGAAAGACUCGGAAAGUUAUUACAGAAGGCGAGCCCGAAGAACCGAGUCAGCAGCAGGUACAACUUCACGGUCAUGAUGCUACGUUUGGGGAAGCAAAGUCGGUGUCUAUUUCGCUCGCCAAACCUUCGCGGGCUGUCAUUGCCACCGCCCGAUCUUGA
Molecule: messenger RNA, 2442 nt
Organism: Penicillium macrosclerotiorum
Lineage: Eukaryota; Fungi; Ascomycota; Eurotiomycetes; Eurotiales; Aspergillaceae
Product: chitin synthase-domain-containing protein
Exons: 3
Coding region: 1-2442 (813 amino acids)
Cellular component (GO): cell septum; cell periphery
Molecular function (GO): chitin synthase activity
Source: RefSeq, a predicted model, not a curated record